Elgaria multicarinata webbii is the source of this 3659-nucleotide messenger RNA. It is a transcript of the gene ARHGAP11A, whose product is annotated as Rho GTPase activating protein 11A. Bases 411 to 2918 code for a protein of 835 amino acids. The record is from RefSeq and is a predicted model, not a curated record. NCBI's taxonomy places the organism in Eukaryota, Metazoa, Chordata, Lepidosauria, Squamata, Anguidae. The transcript has 12 exons. Gene Ontology annotation, biological process: signal transduction.
ACCGAGCGGCGAAAGGGAAACCGUCGCGGUCGGCAGCGGCUGGGAAUGGAGGGGGCAAAAUCUUUGGAAUACCUCUUCAUGAAUUACCUCAUCAGGCUGUGCCUGAAUAUGGAAGUAUACCUUGCUUUUUAGUUGAGGCUUGUAAAUACUUGGAAGAACACAUUCAUACUGAAGGGCUGUUCAGAAAGUCUGGAUCAUUUGUUCGCUUAAAGACAUUAAAGAGUAAAUUGGACCUAGGUGAAAACUGCCUGUCUACUGCACAGCCAUGUGAUGUUGCAGGCCUCCUGAAGCAGUUCUUCAGAGAACUGCCAGAGCCCAUCCUCCCAAGUGACCUGCACGAAGCUCUCAUCAAGGCUCAACAGCUGUGUAGUGAGGAGAAGAAUUCUGCAACACUGCUACUCUCAUGUCUUAUGAAUGACAGGGCAACUGAUACACUCAGAUAUUUUUUCAAGUUUCUCAAGAAAGUGUCUCUAAGAUCUGCAGAGAACAAAAUGGACAGUAAUAACUUGGCAGUAAUUUUUGCUCCAAAUCUCUUGCAAUCGAGUGAACCAGACAAAAUGUCAGCUCAUACAGAGAGGAAACUUCGUUUACAGGCUGCAGUUCUGCAGACACUUAUUGAUCAUGCAGAAGAAAUAGGACAUGUACCAAAGUUGAUCCUGGAAAAGAUACCUGCUAUGCUUGGUAUUGAUGAUCCUGUCACUACUCCUAAACUACAAGACUAUGAAGAAAGUGAGAUUGCAACUCCUGGUGAACAUACAAGAAAUAGAGGUCGGAGCAUAGGAGAUAUGGUUAGUGGAGCUCUGAAUAAACUUAAAUCUAGCAGAACACCCUCCACUACCCCUCAGAGAGAAAGACAUGUUUUUCCAUCAGUGACUCCAGUGAUUGUUACACCAAAUUUUAAGCGUAAAUAUCCUGCUGAUUCAUGUCAAGGAUUCUCUAGCAAGAAAAGACGAUCUAUCAGGCACAGUCUGGGUCUUGAAUUGCUACCAAGUAGCAUUUUUAGCAUCAGCUCAACACCUGGAUCAGCUCAGUUUGAAAUGAGCCCUUCUAUGUUGCUUGAGGCUUCUCAGAGUUCGCUAUCUACCUUAGUCACAAGUGAAAAACACCUGCAUAGUAUUGGAAGUCGAAGAAGCAAAAGGAUUGCCAACAAAAAAGUACGAAGGGUUGAAUCUGGGAAAACGGGUUGCUUUUCUCCUAAAAUUAGCCGAAAAGAGAUGGUACGCAGGUCACUGCGAUUAAAGUUCAUUCUGGGAAGGAGCAGCAAAGAGAAUACAGCAAUGGAGAAUCUAUCUAGCAACAGAUCUGAAAACAUUGGUCGUCGACUUGCAAGUCAACAAGACAUGGAAAGUGGAGUGGAUUCUGUAAAGACAAUUGGAUUAUUAAGCCCAUGUGUUGGUUCCAAAAAUAUUAGCAAGUCAGAGGAUAACUUGCACAUUUCAAACUGUAACGAAGCAAGCUACAGGAUGUCCUGGACUAGCCCCAAUACCACAGAAUCUCAGAAGACUAGUAGCAUUGGUACAACAUUAACAGCCCAUGUUGCAGCAGAGAUGUUUUCUUCAGAACCUGCUCUUACAGCUAGAGAACCACCAGUCAUUCCUGUUAAGUCUAGCCCCAGAGACGGACGGACUGAACAGGAUAACAAUAAACUACAAACCUCUUUUUGUGAGGAUGAAAAUGACUUGACUGCAAACACUUUACUGCAAAUUAAGAAAGCAUUUUCUGAAUCUGGAAGCAACCUUCAUAACUUAUUUGAAACUGAAACGUCAAAAUCCAAUUUAACACAAGGAACAACAUGCUCUUCAGAAGUCAAUCUAGAGAGAGCACUCUUGAAAGCUAAAGCUCAGAAAGUGAAAAAUACAGAGCUGGGGACUCUGUUCAUGAACUCUACUAAUAAAUCAAGUGCCAUUGACAAACAUCUGUCCAGUACAGAUCAAAGCCAUGCUGUUGAUGGGUCCCUCUUCCAAAAUACUUCUGAGACUGAUAAUCCAAUUCAUGGUUUAAGCAAAAGAGAUGGAUCUGUACAAGAGGACCAACUGAUUGCAAUGACAUCUCCAGAUGUCCAGUUGGAUAGCGCAGUUACUCUACAAAAGGAGAUACUGGAAUCAACUGGGCAAUUCACUGCAGAAAGAAUGACUGAAGAUAAAGAAUUUAAAAAUGGUAAUGCAGAGAGCGAGAUUAAAGAAUGCUUUGAGACAGGAGAACUUCUUCCUCAAUUGCCAAAAGAUGGAGAUGGAAAUGGCAAACAGUACCUACACAUGGAAACUCAUGAGAAAUCGAAAACUUCACCUUCAGGAAAGGUUGCUGACCAUAUACAUUGGUUCAACAAACUUUCAUUAAAUGAACCAUGCUCUGCAAGCAAACCCAAACCACCACUUACGUUCCAACGUACCCCUGUCCGUCAGUCUAUAAGGAGGAUGAACUCUCUCUUGGAAGCUAAUAAGCAGUCAGUUGCUUGUAAACUAAUGAAAGCUGGUGAAAUCUGCCCUUCUCUUCCUAAAUCGGUGAGCUAUGAAACUGCAUUGUCCUCCUUCUGUGCAGAAAGUAUAUCCAAUACAUCUACAUCUUCACUGUCUUCUGAGCCAACAUGCAAGCCAAUGUCUACAUGUGAUCAGUUUGCUGUAUCCUCCAGAUCUUCACAAUUCAUACAUCCAUUAGAGCAAGCUGUCAGGCCUGGUACAACCUGCAAAGAGACCGAGAGUACUAAUUAUCAUUCCAAGUCUGUCCUUGAGGACCUAACUAACCAUGAAACACCAAAAACUGUUGUAAAAAUGAACACAAGUGGGAAAGUUUCAGUUGGUACACCUGAUAAAUGUGUUCUCAGGAAAACAGCAGGAAAAAAGGCUCGCUAUAGAGGGUCUCCAAAAAACCCAAUAGCCACAGCAAAACUUCAUCCAACUGUUAAACCUCUUGACUUAUAGAUUUAAAAGUCUAAUCCUAGCCAUGUCUUGCAUAUAGGUUUGCUUAUUUAGUAUUGCAUCCAAAGGCUGUUAGUUGUUUGUCUUAAACUAUUCCAUACAUUUCUUUAGAAAAAAUAAGGAUUUUUUUCAGUACUUUUUAAAAAGAUGGGUCUCUUCAAUUCAUUGGAAAUGUACAUUGUGACUGAAACUUGAACAAGUACAUUCUGUUGGAUAGCAUUUAUCUUGUGGCUCCUUAAUCGUAUUUGUUUAUAUAUUUUGCCUGGAUGUGGGGGGGGGGGGACUUGCAAGUGCUGCUAGCUAUUGUUAACUCAGAUUUCAAAAAUUACAAGGAAUCGGUUUCUAGUUGCUUUUGUAGAGAACGGAAAGUUUUAAAAGUUGCAUUUGUAAGCCAGUGCAGUUCUCAUUUAAAAGGUAUAAUACUAGGUACUUGCAAGUCUUGAAUUUUGCAAUAUAGCCACAGUUCUAGCAACACUCAAGUAAUUGUAGAAUUUGUGUCUGUUACCAGUGCUCCACUUCCUGUAUGGCAACAGCAACUGUUUUUAAAAAUUAGCAGCACCUGUACUACUGAAAUAGGAAGUGUAUUUUUGUUGAUUCAAACGGCCAUCAAAUAAAAUGUUAAGUGCAUUUGCCGAUUUUUCUAAGUAAGCAAUUCUAUAUUGUAGGUGGUGCACAUGGAAGCUUCUAGCACAAUACAUGGUAGAACAUUCCAGGGCUGCUGGACGUCUUCUUUUCGAUGUUGUA